Messenger RNA from Oncorhynchus mykiss (rainbow trout), 2980 nucleotides. Lineage: Eukaryota; Metazoa; Chordata; Actinopteri; Salmoniformes; Salmonidae. The record is from RefSeq and is a predicted model, not a curated record.
UCUGAACAUUAACACGAGUCCCUUGCUGUAUUGGAAACAUAAGGACAUUUCAUAUCGUAAAUAAUAAUACAACAAAGUUACAUUGAUACACACCUUUUAAUAGGGUUAGGGUUCCCACACGGACAUAUUUCCAUGUUACAGCGCUUGUUUACGGGAGACGCUGGACUGUGCUAAUAGCUAUAUGCGUCUCUGAACACCUGUGUGUAAAUGGAAGACCGACGCCACACACGUCACUGAAACGUGCUGCAACUAUGCUAAACCCGGUUAACACAGUGUACACUAACAGGUAGAUUGUCCUCGAGUGAAGAUCGUAAAAACUCAGGUACAUCUCAUCAGAGCGCAGACUUCACAGUCGGACCUACUUCCAAACAACUAAAUAUUCCCCUCGGCUUCGUUUGGAGUUGCUCUCUCCGUCUUUGGUGAUUCUUUGAACGACGGCAUUAAAGUGCACCGAAAAGUAAAAUUAAUGGACGUUUGCUGAAAUUCCGAGGAGGUGGUCUAAGCCAAAGCUGCUGUAGAGAUGAGUUGGGGGGCUCUGUAUGCCCAGCUGGGCGGGGUGAACAAACACUCCACCAGCCUGGGGAAGAUCUGGCUGUCUGUCCUAUUCAUCUUCCGUAUCACCAUCCUGGUACUGGCUGCAGAGAGCGUGUGGGGAGACGAGCAGUCUGACUUCACCUGCAACACCCAGCAGCCCGGCUGUAAGAACGUCUGCUACGACCACUUCUUCCCUGUGUCACACAUCCGUCUCUGGUGCCUGCAGCUGAUCUUCGUGUCCACACCGGCCCUGCUGGUGGCCAUGCACGUGACUUACAGGAAGCGUGGGGACAAGAAGCACAUCAUUGCGACGGCCUUGCACAGUGGUGGUGAUGACAAGACCAGGCAGGUGGACCUAGAGGCCCUGAAGAGUCGUCGUCUGCCCAUCACGGGGCCUCUGUGGUGGACGUACACCUGCAGCCUGUUCUUCCGCCUGAUUUUUGAGGCUGGCUUUAUGUACGCCCUCUACUUUGUUUACGAUGGCUUUGCGAUGCCUCGUCUGGUGAAGUGUGAGCAGUGGCCCUGCCCAAACAAGGUGGACUGCUUCAUCUCACGACCCACGGAGAAGACCAUCUUCACCAUCUUCAUGGUGGCUUCGUCUGCCAUCUGCAUGGUUCUCAACGUGACCGAGCUGGCCUACCUCAUCGUCAAGGCCCUGAUGAGGUGCUCCACCAGGAUGUCCAAGAAGAGCCGUGCCUACGCUCACCCCGAUCACAUAACCACGAACAAGUCCCUACUACAGAAUAAAAAGAACGAGAUGCUGCUGUCCUCUCUUACAGAUUCCUCCAGCACCAAGACCGUGUGAGCCCAGCAUAGUGUCCAUGUUCUUCCCCAUUUAGACUACAGAGAACUAGGGAGUAGAAACCUAUCAGUGUUUUGUUACCAUGAGAAGAGAACAUGUGAGGACAUACCUGUAGCAGCUGAGAGGACUGGCCUAACCCUGAGUCUGCUUUUCUAGAGCAGAUUCCCAAUUCCAGUCCUCCAGUACCCCCAACAGCAGAUGUUUUUGUUGUAGCCCUGGAUGAACAUGCCUGAUUCAACUCACUGAGCGAUUGCUAAUUAGUUGACAAGUUUAAUCAGAUGUGCUUGUCCAAUGUGUAUUGUUGGGGGUACUCGAGGACUGGCGUUGGGGAACACUGUCGUAGAGGAUAUAUAUAUUUCUGUGCCUUCCACUAUGACUGAUCUAUGGGGUAAUGUUUUAGCAUUUUUUUUUUAUGUAUUUUUUUUAUUUUAUUUAUCUUGGUGCUUGUGUGUUUGAGCUACAUGUGUGUUUGGGAGGUUGAACAGCAGUGACAAAUGGGUCUAGAUCGCCACCUUCUGGUUUACAAUGAGCUUGCAGGAGUUUGUUUUAUUGUGGAGCGCAACCAGAAUUGGUUUAUGUUACUACUUCAGCUUUGUGGGACACUUUACCAAAGCAGAAACUCACAAGUGUGCAGUAUAGCUCCAAGUUCUAUUUGAGGCUCAUACCGGCGAAGGAAAUGUAUUGAGUACCAAAGCAAUUUUAAAACAGUGCCUUCGUCUAUUAGCGGUGUCAAACAGUAUGAUGUAGAUGCUGUAUAUUGAGCAUUUACAUUUAAGUAAUUUAGCAGAUGCUCUUAUCCGGAGAAACGUACAGUAGUGAAUGCAUACCUUUUCACAUUUGUUCGUACCGGUCCCCCAUAAGCCUGACGUUGUGAGUGCCACGCUCUACCAACUGAGCCACACCGAGCACAAUGUUUUUAGGUAGCAUGGCUGAUACACUUGAACAUUAUGGACAGAUUUCCUGGACCCAAAUGAAGCCUAUUCCUGUACUUAAAAAGCAUGCUCAAUGGGGAAUAUCCAUGCUUCUUGGUCCAGGAGUAGGCUUAAGCUGGGUACUGGAAACGGAACCUCUGAGCAUUAUGCCAACUGAGUCCGACAUAUAGCCUAUUGUUGUCAAGACUGAUUGUAAACGUGGCUACAGAGCCUAACAGCUUGUUCCUUAUUUUAGGCACUGAACAUAUCACUGCACCUCUUUCAAUGUGAGUUAGCGGGCUGAUCUACAGGCAAAACUGGCCUAAUGUGCUUUGUUCAAAAAUGCAUGUAGAAGUUGGACCAUAACUUGUAUCACUGUAGUGACAAUUUGACUGUUACCUGUGAAAAGGUAAGGACAGUUUUAGUAAUGAGAUGCAUCACACACAUAUGUGAAAGCACUUUGUGGGCUUACUUCCUCUCACAAUCUUUACAGUUGUAUGGGGGCUUUUUGUAUGUUUUUUUACAUUGACUGUUUGGAGAAAAUGCUAAAUUCAGUAGUACAAAUCGUUCGGGAACAUUUUUGAAAGCCUCAACAUUGCCACUUGCUUCUUUACAGCAGCUAGAGCCUAGCUAUUAAUGUACAGAUUUCUAACCUGCAUGUUUUUGAUGUUUGUAUUUUUUAGAUCUGCACUCUGACCCUGAGUCUUGACUUUUAAUUAAAAAACAAAUGAUA